CCUUAAAGGCAUCGUGAAUUACUUCUUCCUGUAUUGCUGUGGGCAAAGAAAAGCCUCAUGAUCAGUCGUAUUUGUGUACAGUUGUCCGCGUUGAAACGCACUGCCACUUUAGGUAAGAAGUUUGUUGUUCACCUUGGGUGAGCUUUGUGGAGAAAAGUGUGUCCGUAGGUUACAUCGUUGACAGUUUGAACAAGAUGAAUGGCAACAUUCAGCAGCAGCAGCAGCCAAUUCAGACGUUCGCCUUUUUGUUUGUCAGCGUCACUUUGUCCAUUGUCGCCACCCUGUACAGUUUAAACUGGGAAGGUAAAGUGAAAGCAUAUAUGUUAUAUGUUCUCAUGUUGCAUGUGUUGUGUUAAAUUCACUAAAUUAGAAGAAAUGCUAAUAGCUUGACGCCCUACCCUACGUUGUUAGCUUGGUGACAGGGUGGGCUUUAGGACCCAGCAGACAUCAAGUUAAAGCCAUGGGGCGGGUGGAAGCAGGCCGUUCCCCUCCAGAGGACCGAUCAGAGGUCAGUUUUGGAAAUUGUACUAAAAUGGGGCUUUGCUUAGAAAGCUGGUCCUUUGUCAGUUUGUGGCAUUUUUGUGAGCGACUUAAAAAAAAAACUGAGGAUAAACAUGGCCAGGUUUAGCUAGGAUAGCGAGAUUCGACGUCCCAUAUUUGAACAAUAGACAACAUUUCCGGACAAUCGGUCGGUUAGGUACACCGACCUCUCCAGGGCGGGGGGUUUAAAAAAAAAAAUAAAAAAAAAAAGCAGACGAGGACCUCCAUCAUCACAAACAGCAGUUCGGCUAUGCUGCUCAACAACACGACGCGGGGCUUCCUGUGGUCGGACGCGGAGACGAGGACCUUGCUGAACAUCUGGGGGGAGCAGGACGUCCAGGAGGCGCUCGACGGAAACUUCCGCAACAGCUUCGUCUACCGCGACGUGUCCCGGAGGCUGGCGGCGAUGGGCUUCGAGCGGACGCCGGAGCAAUGCAGGGUGCGCAUUAAGAGCCUGAAGAGGCAGUACUUGCUGGCCAAGGAGGGCAACCUCCGCAACAACAGGCAGUACCACAGAAUAGCCAAGUUCUACGACACCAUGGAGAGGAUCCUCAGCAGCCGGCCCGCCUUAGUGGACCCCCAGGAGUUCAUAGACAGCGGGGCCGGCGGGGAGGAGGCCGUGGACGGCUUGGACGAGGAUGCGGAGGAUGCUCAGGAUGUGUACUCUGAGAGUACGGGAGACUGUCCCUUUCCUGCAGAGACUGAAGUCAAGCUGGAGUACCCCACGGUUCCCAUCCCCAUCCCGGUGAAAGUCACAGUGGGCAACAACAGUACCUUAGAAAGGCCGCACAACAGCAGCCAAUUGGCAAGUCACUGCCCCGCCUCCACUCCUAAGCAGCGAAAGCGGCGGCGUGCAAACUUCCCCGUGGAAAGGCUAAUGGAGCAGUUCCUAAAGCAGAGCGCCCAGGCCGAGGACAACUUCUACCGCAUGGAGGAGCGCCGCCUGCAGGCCGAGGACCAUCGGCGGGAGGCGGAGCACGCCAGGGAGCUGCACAUGCUCCAGAUGCUCGGCCAGAUGUUCUCCAACAUCUCGGCUCGACCCGGCUCUGUGGCGGCGACGGUGGCACCCACCCCGGCAAAGACCGCUCAAGCUCCAGUGUUCUCCCAACCAUCGCCGCUGUGUACACACCGCCAGUCCUCGCCACAGACAGACAGUUUGUCACAACAGGGUCACCUGCUGAGCUCGGACCCUCAGGCAUUAGUGUUUGAACGCCACCACAGCCUUGGCUCAUCGUCCCACAGUGUCAUGGAAGAGCACAUCCUGUCCAUGGUGAAAAAGAUAGUCCCGCCGCUGUCUGGCCACAAGCAUAAAGGACAAGACGGACGGAUCGGGAUCAUAGGCGGAUGUCAGGACUACACUGGAGCGCCGUACUUUGCAGCCAUCUCUGCACUCAAAGUGGGUGCUGACUUGUCUCACGUCUUCUGCACCAAAGAUGCUGCAGCUGUAAUAAAAUCAUACAGCCCUGAGCUCAUAGUGCAUCCUGUCCUGGACAGUCCCAACGCUGUGGAGGAGAUAGACAAAUGGCUCCCGAGACUGCACAGCCUGGUUGUGGGACCCGGUUUAGGGAGAGAAGACUUCCUGUUAAAAACCGCCAAGGAAGUGAUAGAGAAGUCUAAAGCUAGAGAUAUACCAAUUAUCAUCGACGCUGACGGCCUAUGGCUGGUCACAAAGCAGCCGUCCGUUAUUCAAGGCUACCAGAAAGGCAUCCUCACGCCCAACUUCAUGGAGUUCACACGACUCUACGAGACGCUGCAACAUAAGCCUGUGGACGGCGGCGAUCACCGUAGUAACGUCCUGCAGCUCAGCGAAGCCAUGGGAAACAUCACCGUGCUGCUCAAAGGAGAGCAGGAUCUCAUUGCGGACGGCAGCACUGUUGUUACGUGCAGCACAGAGGGUAGCGCGAGGCGAUGUGGAGGACAGGGGGAUCUUCUGUCUGGUUCUGCUGGUGUGCUGGCACACUGGGCCCACGCUGCCUCUCAAGCAGGACUCAUUACAGGUGUGAACCCGUCAGUGGUUGCAGCAAUGGGGGCGUCCUCACUCACCAGACAGUGCAACAGACAAGCGUUCCAGCGACACGGCAGGUCCACAACCACCUCGGACAUGAUCCAGGAGAUUGGGCCAGUCUUCAAAAAUCUAUUUGAAAGAUGAGAGCCAACAUAUUACGAAUCACCCAUGCUCCACUUUUGCAUUCUUUACCCAACACAAUUUGUUACUUUAGUCAAGUACUACACGGGACAAAAGGGCUUAAGUGGGGUUGGGGGGGAAUGGUAUGGACUACACACUACAUUCUUCCUUAGUGAAAACAUUACGGUCUCACUGUACUGUCAUUUUUUUACCUCAAUGGAAAUAAAAACGUAUU
Entelurus aequoreus (snake pipefish) is the source of this 2900-nucleotide messenger RNA. RefSeq names its product ATP-dependent (S)-NAD(P)H-hydrate dehydratase-like. Gene Ontology annotation, biological process: metabolite repair. Bases 791 to 2689 code for a protein of 632 amino acids. NCBI's taxonomy places the organism in Eukaryota, Metazoa, Chordata, Actinopteri, Syngnathiformes, Syngnathidae. The transcript is spliced from 11 exons. The record is from RefSeq and is a predicted model, not a curated record. Gene Ontology annotation, molecular function: ATP-dependent NAD(P)H-hydrate dehydratase activity.